AAUCCUCGGGCCGGGACAGAGCCCUAGGACUGGGACAGAUCCCUCGGGCCGGGACAGAAUCCUCGGGCCGGGGCUUUGGUGCCCGGACAGCGCAGGCAGCGGAGCCAUGAGCCCGGCAGAAAAUACAAAGGAUAUCCUCGUGAUAUAUGAACAAGAAGCAGAAGAGUGGGCUCUGUAUUUAAAAUCUCUUUUUGGACUCAUAGUCAACAAAGAAGGAAUCUUACUCUACAAUCUAGAAAAUUCAUCUUUCAAGCACCAAGAGCUACUCUGUUUACUGUCUUAUAAAUGUAAACUCCUGAUACUCUCAUGUGGACUUCUCAACUGCCUGAAUCAAAAGGGAAGUUAUUUUCUGGAACAAGUUCUAAAACCUCCGGAUAAUGUGGUAAUUCUGCUUUGUGGAGUGGAGAAUUCAGAGAUUCUUUAUGAGAUACUGACCUUAGCUGGUGGCAACAAAGAGAUUUCUACUGAUCAGAAACCUGAGGAAUACAUUUCUGUUAUUGAAGAAAUUAUUCAACAAGAUAAACCAUGGUAUGAAAAUCCUGGAGAUUCUGUGUCUUACAUCUAUGAAGCAGUUCUUGCAGAUGAUCACCAGACUAUCUCUGAUAUUGACUUGUCAGAUGUCAGGGGAGCAUCAGAAGAAAUAGACCUCACUUUUAAAACAGAGGUACUUUCUGAAAGAUUAGAAAGUGAUGAGCAGUCAAUAUUGGUGCUUCCAAGAAGAAUAUCAUGUGAGAACCCUGGUGAAAUAUUCAUUCUGUUGAAAGAGGAAAUAGAUGAAGAAACUCUAGAAAUUGAAUUCAUAACAGAUAAUCAACAAAUUAGAAUGCAGACAGCCUCUUGGAACAAAAAGGUCAAAUAUGUGAAAGCCCUAGAUUUUCCUGCUGGCCCUGUAUAUGUAAAUGUCUACUGUGGGGGAGUCAUUAAGAGGACAGCACAGAUUGAAUACUAUACUGCACUAGAGGAAAUUGAACCCAUUUUAAAGAAAGUGGCUGACCCAAUAGCUUUCACUUGUCAGGCAUUGAAAUUUUCUUCUGUAGAGAAGGUAGACAAUGUUCUGAGUUCAUUACUCAGAAACAAAAUAUCUACUUAUGAAUUCAGCCUACUCCAAAGUGAAGAAGAGCACUAUCACCAAGCUAAUAGCCCUUUGGAAGAAUUUCCUACCCUGCUUCACUGUGCUGCCAGAUUUGGCUUGAAGAAACUUGCAGCAUUUCUACUCAGUUGUCCUGAGGCCGCACAGGCUUGCAAAAUAACCAAUAAAUAUGGAGAUGAUCCAGAGAGUAUUGCGAAGAAGCACGGGCACAAGGAAUUAAGAAAAUUAAUCAAAGAAUUGUCAAACAAUGCAGCAAGUGACUUCACUAAUUGCAAGGAGGAAGUGGAAGACAGCGACACUUACAAGCUUAUGUUAGGCUCAGAAGCUCCACCAGGCAUGGCCAAGCAGAACUCAAGAGAUCAGUAUGCAGUUGGAUCGAGGUGCCAACAAGAAGUUGAAGUGGAUGAGGAAAAGAAGGAUGACCUAAAAGACAGCAGAGAGGAGACAGAAGAUGAAGAUGAAGAAGAGGAGGAUUCGUACAGCUAUCACAACAGUCCUGGCAGUUUGUAUGUCAAUGUAAGGCAUGAGCUCAAAGAGAGCAGGAGAGAUUGCUUUUUCUGCAAGAGGCCACCCCCUCCUCCCCCUCAAAAUCUGCCUGGCAUCCAAAGACAGGACAAUCUGCAGAAUUCAUCACAAGAGAGGACUUUUGUGGUGGACAGGAGUAAACGAGAGUGGGGUGAUGGAAUCCCAACCCCAUACUGUGGAGAAAACCAAGGUAGCUGUGAGAAAGACACUGAGGAGGAGCACCCCUACACUUGUGUGGCACAGGAUGAAGGAGUGUACGACCUCAUCCUGGGGCAGGAGGAGCAGGAGGAGGAGAAAAGGAAGCACUGCAGAUCCUUCAUCAUGAACAGGCCGCCAGCCCCUGCGCCCCGGGCCGCGUGCUCGCUGGUCAGGGAGGAGAACAUUCCCUACAUUGUACAAGUGUUCCAGCAAAAGGCCUGUCGAGUGACCAGUGACAACAGCAGGACAUACUGCGAGGCCAGGAACCCUGAAGCACACAGAGGCCACACUGAGGCAGUAACUUACAGCACUGUGGUACACAAGAUCCCUUCUGAGCAGGAAGAACUCAUCCACUUGCAGAAACAGGUGAAAAAUGGGGCAAUUUCUGUGGAUGAAGCCCUUGACAGAUUUAAACAGUGGCAGAACAAAAAGCAGAGACUACCAUCCACUCAACAGGAAAAAGUUCAUCACCUGACAGACACCACUAUCAGAAACAGACAAGAAAAUGAAAACCUGAAUGUCUACAACUAGGAGGCUCACAGACCUGGAACAGAUGCCUAAUUACCCCAGUGUGACUCGCCAGCCAGCUGCACACCAGUUUCCUCUGCUUGGCAUCCCACACAUGUUCCAGCUGUGCCCUGACAGCCUCAGGCUCCAGCCCAUCCUGCUGUGACACUGCCAUGGGAUCACUGCUG
Camarhynchus parvulus is the source of this 2508-nucleotide messenger RNA. RefSeq names its product B cell scaffold protein with ankyrin repeats 1 (gene BANK1). Gene Ontology annotation, molecular function: signaling receptor binding; protein tyrosine kinase binding. The record is from RefSeq and is a predicted model, not a curated record. Bases 107 to 2344 code for a protein of 745 amino acids. The transcript is spliced from 16 exons. Lineage: Eukaryota; Metazoa; Chordata; Aves; Passeriformes; Thraupidae. Gene Ontology annotation, biological process: negative regulation of phosphatidylinositol 3-kinase/protein kinase B signal transduction; B cell activation; negative regulation of B cell activation.